Messenger RNA from Homo sapiens (human), 6233 nucleotides. RefSeq names its product LSM14A mRNA processing body assembly factor (gene LSM14A). The record is from RefSeq and is a predicted model, not a curated record. The transcript has 9 exons. Bases 140 to 1603 code for a protein of 487 amino acids. Gene Ontology annotation, cellular component: P-body; cytoplasmic stress granule; mitochondrial cloud. Gene Ontology annotation, molecular function: single-stranded RNA binding; double-stranded RNA binding; double-stranded DNA binding. Lineage: Eukaryota; Metazoa; Chordata; Mammalia; Primates; Hominidae.
AGCGGAGCCGGCGCCGCCGCCAUGUUGGGUCUGAAGCGGCUGCUGUAGGCGCCGACGGAGCGAGCGGGCGUGCGGAGCGGGCGACAGUGGCGUGGGAUCUGCCUCUCUGCGAGCAGCUGGGAGCGGCGGCGGCGGCGCCAUGAGCGGGGGCACCCCUUACAUCGGCAGCAAGAUCAGCCUCAUCUCCAAGGCGGAGAUCCGCUACGAGGGCAUCCUCUACACCAUCGACACCGAAAACUCCACCGUAGCCCUUGCCAAAGUUCGAUCCUUUGGUACAGAAGACAGACCGACAGAUCGUCCAAUACCACCUCGAGAUGAAGUCUUUGAAUACAUUAUAUUCCGUGGGAGUGACAUUAAAGACCUUACUGUUUGUGAGCCACCAAAACCACAGUGUUCUUUGCCUCAAGACCCAGCUAUUGUUCAGUCCUCACUAGGCUCAUCGACUUCUUCAUUCCAGUCCAUGGGUUCUUAUGGACCUUUCGGCAGGAUGCCCACAUACAGUCAGUUCAGUCCGAGUUCCUUAGUUGGGCAGCAGUUUGGUGCUGUUGGUGUUGCUGGAAGCUCUUUGACAUCCUUUGGAACAGAAACAUCAAACAGUGGUACCUUACCCCAAAGUAGUGCGGUUGGUUCUGCCUUUACACAGGAUACAAGAUCUCUAAAAACACAGUUAUCUCAAGGUCGCUCAAGCCCUCAGUUAGACCCUUUGAGAAAAAGCCCAACCAUGGAACAAGCAGUGCAGACCGCCUCAGCCCACUUACCUGCUCCAGCAGCUGUUGGGAGAAGGAGUCCUGUAUCAACCAGGCCUUUGCCAUCUGCCAGCCAAAAGGCAGGAGAGAAUCAGGAGCACAGGCGAGCUGAAGUACACAAAGUUUCAAGGCCAGAAAAUGAGCAACUCAGAAAUGAUAACAAGAGACAAGUAGCUCCAGGUGCUCCUUCAGCUCCAAGGAGAGGGCGUGGGGGUCAUCGGGGUGGCAGGGGAAGAUUUGGUAUUCGGCGAGAUGGGCCAAUGAAAUUUGAGAAAGACUUUGACUUUGAAAGUGCAAAUGCACAAUUCAACAAGGAAGAGAUUGACAGAGAGUUUCAUAAUAAACUUAAAUUAAAAGAAGAUAAACUUGAGAAACAGGAGAAGCCUGUAAAUGGUGAAGAUAAAGGAGACUCAGGAGUUGAUACCCAAAACAGUGAAGGAAAUGCCGAUGAAGAAGAUCCACUUGGACCUAAUUGCUAUUAUGACAAAACUAAAUCCUUCUUUGAUAAUAUUUCUUGUGAUGACAAUAGAGAACGGAGACCAACCUGGGCUGAAGAAAGAAGAUUAAAUGCUGAAACAUUUGGAAUCCCACUUCGUCCAAACCGUGGCCGUGGGGGAUACAGAGGCAGAGGAGGUCUUGGUUUCCGUGGUGGCAGAGGGCGUGGUGGUGGCAGAGGUGGUACCUUCACUGCCCCUCGAGGAUUUCGCGGUGGAUUCAGAGGAGGUCGUGGGGGCCGGGAGUUUGCGGAUUUUGAAUAUAGGGUAAGUGUUACUGUUAAUAAAUUCUUUGGGGUUGACAUGCAUUUUACAAGACUCAAAACAUUUUUACUUGUUUUUGUUUUGGGUGAAUUGUUUUGAGGACAUUAGAAUAACUUCCAUUUUGACUUUUCAGUAGAGGAUAUACGUGAUUCAGAUGUAUAUAUAAAGACAUUAUACAAAAAAAGACAGUAUAGUAUCACCUUUAUUUCAUGUUAACAGAAUAUACUUUUAACACCCAAAGAGUCUAUCUAGGAAGCACAUACUCCCAGAAUGGAAGGGCAAGCUUUAACAUUUAAUAGCAGUUAACAUUUAUAUAGUAUUUACCAAGUAACAAGACAUUGUUUUAAAUAUUUUUUUACAUAUUAACUUAUUUAAACUGCACAUCAACUCUGUGAGGUAGGUUCUAUUAUUAUCCCCAUUUUACAAGUGAGGAAAUGGGUAUAGAGAUAUUAAGUAACUUGCGAAAGGUCACAUAGCUAGUAAGUGAUGGUGCUGGGUGUUGAGCCCAGCAAGUUGUUUCCUGAGUCAGUACUCUUAAUUUGGUUUUGUUGAAAAUUCACUACAUUUUCCCUGGUUUUCUCCUUUCACCAUGAAAUUGAAAAUGUUUCGAUAUAUUGGCCUUCAGGAGCUACUGCUAGAGAAUUCUGUAACUCUGUAUAGUAGCCUUAUGUGUAUAAUGUAGCUUUUGACAGGUGUCUGUAAAUUAAGUCAGCAUAGUAACUAUCUCAGUUAACAGUAAACUAUCUUAGUUUAUUGAUUUUAGAAGUAGUGGAGAGGAAGGGCUAUAACAGAAAGGACCAAAAUCUUGUAAAGAGUUCCACUUGUAAUAGCAACAGGCAGCUGGAAACAGAAAGACCUGUUAGCAGGAGUUCCAUUGCCCAGUACUUAAAACUGGCCAUUGUUGAGAUCUCUCUGGAAAGAGAUCAGUAUUAGUGGCUUUUGGACCUGCUCUAUUAAUUUUAAUGCUUUUGAUAUUGUGCCAUCACAGCCAAGACUGCCAAAAAUUAUACUCAAGUCACCAGCUUAUGCCAUCCAGCCGUUGGUGGCCUUAUGUAGUUGCGGGACUUCUGACUUGCAAAAUCACCUUCCCAGCUAGGAGAAUCUGUCUUAGGAACUCCAGAAUAGCCCUCGCUUAUCACUGUUACUGCCCUUAAGUUUGCCAGUGACACCUUGCUUACAGAAUUCAGCAGUAGUAUUUUCACAAAUAUUUUAUUUGCCAUUAACUCCUCUGCAAUAUUUGACACUGACCAACCACCCAAUUUGGGGUCUUUCUUCCUAGUCUUUAAAAUACUCUUCUAGGUUUUCAAUUUAUACUCUUCCUAAUUUUUUAAUACUCUUCAUUCUUUUUUUUGGGGGGUGGAGGGUGUCAGGGUCUUGCUGUGUCACCCAGACUGGAGUGCAAUGGCAUGAUCAUAAGUCACUGCAGCCUCAACCUCCCAGGCUCAGGCAGUCCUCCCACCUCAGCCUCCUAUGUAGCUGGGACUACAGGCAUGCACCACCAUGCCCAGCUAAUUUUUAAUUUUUUUUGUAGACACUGGGUCCCACUCUCACUAUGUUGUCCAGGCUGGUCUUGAACUCCUGGGCUUAAGCGAUCCUCUCACCUCAGCUUCCCAAAGUGCUGGGUUUAUAGGUGUGCCAUGGUGCUUGUUCCAUCCUCCCUUUUGUAAGCCUGUCCUGGACCCUAUGUGUUUCUGCACCGCAUCUCUAUCUGCACUGUUUGCUGUCAGCUUAACCUUCCUCAGACUGAUCUCAUCAUCUUCCUUCUCUCCUGUCAUCUCAGCUCUGCCUCCUCCCAGUGUUCCAUGUUGGCUCAUGGUAUACUGCCCAGGCACUAGAGGUAUCCAUGAUUGUGGCCUGUUGCCAUUUAUUCCUUUGAGAUGUCCCUGUCAACUACCAUGGUAACCCACCAGUUGGGCUUCAGACCUUCGUCUCUCUUUACCCCACUUUAAGGCAGAUCAGCUACAUUUUGAACAACCUGUGACAACUCCUUGUUGAAGACCACAUUGAGUCAGCUUGGUCUGAGAAAAAGUACAUUUAAAUUAGACUUGGAUCCAGAUGAGAAUAAUAGCAGUAGUUACUAGUAUGACCUUUCAGACCCUUGGUUUUGACAUUUGUGAAUAAAGAGUUGCACCAUUUAUUCUGAAAUAACACCUUUUAAAGAUCAUUAAACUUUCAGAGUUGGAAAACAUCUGAGAGGUCUGACCUGGUUAAAACAUAAACCUCUUCUGCAGUAUCUCUUAUAGGGGCUGGGAGCUUACUCUUCCCAAGGGCAUCCAUCCCACCCCAGGGAUGUUCUAACUGUUACAAUCUCAGCUGGGCGUGGUGGCUCACACCUAUAAUCCCAGCACUUUGGGAGGCUGAGGUGGGCGGAUCACCUGAGGUCAGGAGUUCGAGACCAGCCUGGCUAACAUGGUGAAACCCCGUCUCUACCAAAAACAUAAAAAAAAUUAGCCGGGCGUGGUGGCACACACCUGUAAUCCCAGCUACUCGGGAGGCUGAGGCAGGAGAAUCAUUGAACCUGGGAGGCAGAGGUUGCAGUGAGCCGAGAUCACGCCACUGUACUCCAGCCUGGGCGACAGAGCAAGACUCCGUCUCAAAAAAAGGAAAAAACAAACCUUCCAUGCAGUAACUGUGUGUGCUCCAUGUGGUUACUAAUACAAACAUUUUUUUGACACCAUGUCACACUGUUUAUCAUUUUGAGCCUUUUGUAAAACUCGUAUCACAUAUAUUGCAGAAUUGAAAAUGCAUUGUCAUAGUUACCUCCAUGCAUCUUUGUCUACGCUCCUGUAUCCUUGACAGAUAGUCCAGCCUCUGCUUAGGUGUUGCCAGGAGUGAUGGACUCAGCGAACCCUCAGGCAUGGCCCAGUGUUUAGGAGGCUCAGUUGUGACAUUGUAGUCCCUGCUCUUCUUAAUUGUGUGAGGAUCCCACUUGAUAUAUUUGGCCUCAUUCCUCAUUACCCUUUAACCUAUCUGAUUCAAGCAAGCUGCCUCAUGGUUAUCUCACAUACACAUUGUGCUUGAUUCCAACUCCAUCCCCAUUCAUUUACCAAAUAUACAGAAUUCUUCAGAUAUGCCAGGCACUAUGUUGAGCAUUGGUGCUGACCGAUGUAGGCCCAGCCCUUUUGAUGUUUACAUUUUGGUGGGAGACAGACAUAGCUAAAAGUCAGGUCCCCCCUUUCACUUAUCCUUUACAGCCUUGCCCAAGUUUUGCUCUGUCUUCUCUUCCUUCCUACACUGAUUUCCUCCUCUUCUGACCUGUGGCUAUCUGCUUUCUUUGGCACACAUUUUAAAUACACUGACAUUCCCUAUUUUUUGUAUUUAGUUUUGUUCUGCAUCACCAGCUAGAUGAGAACCUCUUGGCUUUAGUGAAUAUGUAUUCUACUUUUCUUUCCAUGACAACACUCAGCUCAACAUGGAGCCAUAGUGGGCUUGAAGUAAUUGCUUGUCAUGUUGAUUAGGAAUUUGCCACUCCAGCCUUCAGUGAGACCAAAGGUCUGUCAAUGUAGCUAGCCUUUGAUUGUUCAUUCCAGAGUUGAAUAAUCCUUUCAUCUGCCACUAGAGCCCCGAACCCAGCAGCCCUACACCUCCUAAAUCAUAAAAUCAUUUCACCUGGCACCUUUAAAGGUAGAAAAUGGUGAGUGAUCACUGUCACAUAAAGGAGAUUUACCACUGAAGAUUAAACUUGUAUCUGAAACAUCUAACACUUCCUCCCAGAGAUGGACAUGGAUGACAUUUCUGCAGCCUUCAUGAAAUGAGUUGGCUUUAUUUUUUGUGCUAUAUUAGCAUGAGUCAUUGUGGUUUGGGGGUAAGCAUAAAUGAGCUUGGUUGUUUAAUGAAAACAUGGGUAAAGAUAAAAUCAUAAAGUUUUAGAAUCCUUAAAAGAAUCAGCCAAACUAGAAUCUCUACGCUACCACACUCACAUUAGAUGAUAAGGAAACUAAGGACCCCAAGAAGUUAAUUGUCAUGAUUGAGGUACAAGCUAACAAAUCCAAAACUCACUCUCUUGACUUGUGGCCUGAUUUUCCUUAAGGGUAAUAUUGUAAAUAUAGGCCAGUGCAAUGGUGUACACAUGUAAUACCAGCAUUUUGGGAGGCCAGGGCAGGAUUGCUUAAGCCCAGGAAUUCAAGGACAGCAUGGGCAACAUAAGGAGUCCCUAUCUCUAUAAAAAAGUUUAAAAAUUAGCUGGAGUGGUGGCACAUGCCUGUAGUCCCAGCUACUCAGGAGGCUAAGGCAGGAGGAUCAGUUGAACCUGGGAGGUCAAGGCUGCAGUGAGCCAUGAUCGCACCACUGCACUCCAGCCUGGGUGACAGAGCGAGGCCUGUCUCAAAAAAAAAAAAGAAAAGAAAGAAAUAUAACCUUAUGGUAAGUUUGGUUGUAUGGUGUUUUCCCCCUCCCACCGCCCAUUCUUUUUUGAGGUGAGAAUGGAAAUCAGGACUAGCAAUAAUAAUGUAACCAGCUCCUGUUUUAUAUGCUGCUGUCAGGGAGGUUAAGCCACCAUGGUGGGUGAUAAAAAUCACAUCUGUGUUUCCUCAGAUGGGGUUCAAAGACAACAAGGUGUCUGAAUGACUCAGCAUAAUGCUCUCUCUCCUCUCCCCCUUUCAUUUUCUCCUUUCUCCCUCUCCUGUCCCCAUCUCUUUCUCUUUUUUUUUUUUUUUUUUUUUUUACCUUUCAGAAAACCACAGCUUUUGGACCCUAAAAGGUCUGGAUUGAUCGUACUGCUUUCUGAAAG